AUGAUGAAGAGGCGAAUGGCAGUGGUGAGGGAAACUCCAUGGACAGGUCGGGAGAUUCCCAAUAUUUCAGAGGACACAAUUGCUAACCCCCUAAGGCCUGUUCCUCGUGAUUCCAUUUUGGUGGUGACGAGAUUCUGCUGGGAAUGGGGACAAGAAGAAAAUUCACAUGUGCCGUUAUGUGGAGAAGACGGUAUGAAAGGUUCACAUAACUUCUUUGUUCGAUUGCUGACCAAGGAUGGUUGGUUGGAUGACUCGAACAUAGACAUGGCCUUGCUUUUGCUACGGAAGCGGCACAAGAGCUCUGGGAACUGGGUGGGUUCUGACUGCACGAUACUAGACACCACUUUUCAGGGCGAAGGGCCUAAGUUGGCUAAAUCAUGGUCGUCUGUGAAUCAAGGAUCUACUGGAUCUUACUUGUUGUCAAUUUAA
This is a messenger RNA of Prunus armeniaca (apricot), 429 nucleotides long. The record is from the annotation of a GenBank genome assembly. NCBI's taxonomy places the organism in Eukaryota, Viridiplantae, Streptophyta, Magnoliopsida, Rosales, Rosaceae.